Cricetulus griseus (Chinese hamster) is the source of this 1512-nucleotide messenger RNA. The record is from RefSeq and is a predicted model, not a curated record. Lineage: Eukaryota; Metazoa; Chordata; Mammalia; Rodentia; Cricetidae.
GUGACACCCGUCUCCCCAGCCGGCCGGCCGGGCGCAGCCCCCCCGGCCUUGGUCUGUCCUCAGGGACAAAAGUGGCUCUCAAUCUAGCACAUGUGCAUUGGAGCAAUUUAAGGAUUUAAUAUGAAGUACAGAAGCAGAUAGUGCCAAAUAGCAAGCCCGUUGUUUCAUAUUUCUGGAAAAGCAGUGUCCGUGUUGUUAUGUACUCCUCCAAAGACAGUUCAGAUCUUUAGGGGAGUUAUUGUGUAAAGUAAACAACUACAGGGUAGCAGUACUUAAUAGCUAUUGUAGACGUGUACUUGCUCUAUUAAGAUGAGUAAGAGAACGGGCAGUGACACAUCACUAGGAAGCAUUUUUUAUUUGGGGGCAACAUUCUUUCGACUACAUCUCCCUGGAAUCAUGGAUCCCUCUCCAAUUUAGAAGGGUGAGUGGGGCAGCAUUUCCUUCUCCCACUGCUUCUGAGAUGGCAGAAAUCAGCCGAAUUCAGUAUGAAAUGGAAUACACCGAAGGUAUUAGUCAGCGAAUGAGGGUCCCGGAAAAAUUAAAAGUAGCACCGCCAAGUGCUGACCUGGACCAAGGGUUCCAAGAAGGAGUUCCAAAUGCCAGUGUAAUAAUGCAAGUCCCAGAGAGGAUCGUUGUCACAGGAAAUAAUGAAGACAUUUCAUUUUCAAGACCAGCAGAUCUUGACCUUAUCCAGUCCACUCCCUUUAAACCUCUGGCACUGAAAACACCACCACGGGUGCUCACCCUGAGUGAGAGACCACUAGAUUUUCUGGAUUUAGAAAGACCACCUCCAACUCCUCAAAACGAAGAAAUCCGAGCAGUUGGCAGGCUAAAAAGAGAGCGUUCCAUGAGUGAAAAUGCUGUUCGCCAGAAUGGACAGUUGGUCAGGAAUGAUUCCGUGUGGCACAGAUCAGAUUCUGCCCCAAGAAAUAAAAUUUCAAGGUUCCAGGCAUCGAUUUCUGCACCGGAGUACACUGUGACACCAUCGCCACCACAGGCUCCUCGGGUCUGUCCUCCCCAUAUGCUACCUGAAGAUGGAGCUAGUCUUUCCUCUGCCCGUGGCAUUUUGUCGCUUAUCCAGUCUUCCACCCGUAGGGCUUACCAGCAGAUCUUGGAUGUGCUGGAUGAAAAUCGCAGUGUGAGAAGACAAAAUGAGAUACGUUGUGAAAGACCUGUGUUGCGUGGUGGGUCAGCUGCCGCCACUUCUAAUCCUCAUCAUGACAACGUCAGGUAUGGCAUUUCAAACAUAGAUGCAGCCAUUGAAGGAGCAUCAGAUGACAUGACUGUGGUGGAUGCAGCUUCGCUAAGACGUCAGAUUAUCAAAUUAAAUAGACGUCUGCAACUUCUAGAAGAGGAGAAUAAAGAACGUGCUAAAAGAGAAAUGGUCAUGUAUUCAAUUACUGUAGCAUUCUGGCUGCUUAAUAGUUGGCUGUGGUUUCGACGCUAGAGGUAACCUCAGCAUUCACAUAUAUUGUCUCAACACCUGGAAAUAUAAAGGAUUUGCAAACUCCA